Molecule: messenger RNA, 1046 nt
Organism: Perognathus longimembris pacificus (Pacific pocket mouse)
Lineage: Eukaryota; Metazoa; Chordata; Mammalia; Rodentia; Heteromyidae
Gene: Psmg2
Product: proteasome assembly chaperone 2
Exons: 7
Coding region: 110-904 (264 amino acids)
Biological process (GO): proteasome assembly
Cellular component (GO): cytosol; nucleus
Source: RefSeq, a predicted model, not a curated record
UCUGCUCUGGGGACCGAGAGGUGUGUGCUCGGCCCCGCUCUCGGCCUUCCUCCCUCCCGGCGACCUCCUCCGGUGCGGUUCACACCCUUCCUCCCACCCCGCUGCAAACAUGUUCGUUCCCUGCGGGGAGUCGGUGCCCGACUUCACGGGCUUCACCCUCUUGAUGCCAGCUGUGUCUGUUGGGAAUGUUGGCCAGCUUGCAAUGGAUCUGAUUAUUUCUACACUGAACAUGUCUAAGAUUGGUUACUUCUAUACAGAUUGUCUGGUGCCAAUGGUUGGAAACAAUCCAUAUGCAACUGCAGAAGAAGAUUCAACAGAACUCACUAUCAAUGCUGAAGUAUAUUCACUACCUUCAAGAAAGCUAGUGGCUCUUCAGUUAAGAUCUGUUUUUAUUAAGUACAAAAGCAAACCAUUCUGUGAAAAACUGCUUUCCUGGGUGAAAAGUAGUAGUUGUGCCAGGGUUAUUGUUCUCUCAAGCAGCCAUUCAUCACACCGUAAUGAUCUACAGCUUCGCAGUACUCCCUUCCGAUACCUGCUGACACCUUCUAUGCAAAAGAGUGUUGUAACUAAAAUAAAGAGCCUUAACUGGGAAGAAAUGGAAAAAAGCCCAUGCAUUCCUCAAAUGAAUGAUUCUGAGUUAUGUAUUCGUAUUCCAGGAGGAGGUAUCACAAAAGCGCUCUAUGAUGAAAGCUGUUCUAAAGAAAUCCAAAUGGCAAUUCUGCUGAAAUUUGUUUCAGAAGGGGAUAAUAUCCCGGAUGCAUUAGGUCUUGUCGGGUACCUAAAUGAAUGGCUUCAGAUCAUCAAACCACGUAAUGACGGUCCUGCUGCCCCUGCUUUGCCGUGGAAACUCCCCAGCUCCUGGAAGCUGCUCUUUGGCAGUGCUCUUCCCCCUGCACUUUUUUGAUCUUUUGCACCUUUUGUCCAAGAAAGUAUUAGGAAAUCUUCACAGAAAAUCUCAAAGACAAAGGAGUAAGCAAAAGGGUUAUGCUAGCUUUUCAUCACAUACAACAAAUGUAAAUUUUGUACAAUAAAAUUGUAUUUCAUAA